AUGGCUGUAUACACAUCAGACGGGACAAUACAAGAGGCCAUCCGACGUGGAGGUAUACCCUCUAAUGGCAUCACGAUAGGUGUGGAUAAGAAUGGAUUUAUCAAGCUUGAGGGUAUCCCGGGUGAGAAGAAGUCCGAGCAAGCCUCCAGUGCCGGAUUGAUCGAUGGGGGUGAUGACGAGGACGAGGAGGAUGACGAUAUUGAGGUUAUUGACGAGUGA
Messenger RNA from Phaeoacremonium minimum UCRPA7, 219 nucleotides. RefSeq lists its product as hypothetical. Lineage: Eukaryota; Fungi; Ascomycota; Sordariomycetes; Togniniales; Togniniaceae. The record is from RefSeq and is a predicted model, not a curated record. The coding region runs from base 1 to 219 and encodes 72 amino acids. The transcript has a single exon.